Molecule: messenger RNA, 1137 nt
Organism: Coniosporium apollinis CBS 100218
Lineage: Eukaryota; Fungi; Ascomycota; Dothideomycetes
Product: sterol 24-C-methyltransferase
Exons: 3
Coding region: 1-1137 (378 amino acids)
Biological process (GO): ergosterol biosynthetic process
Cellular component (GO): endoplasmic reticulum
Molecular function (GO): sterol 24-C-methyltransferase activity
Source: RefSeq, a predicted model, not a curated record
AUGGCGCCAAUUGCCCUCGAAAACGAAGAUCUCGCCCGCGAUGCCGCCUUCAACAAGGCCAUGCACGGCAAGUCCGCAGGCGAGCGCGGCGGCAUGGCCUCGAUGUUCAAGAAAGACUCAGCCGCGCAGAAGGCAGCCGUAGACGAGUACUUCAAGCACUGGGACAACAAGGGCGCCGCCGAAGAGACUGAAGCAACGCGCGAGGCACGAAGAGCAGAAUACGCCACGCUGACCCGCCACUACUACAACCUCGCCACCGACCUCUACGAGUACGGCUGGGGCCAGUCCUUCCACUUCUGCCGCUUCCACUACGGCGAGCCGUUCAGGCAGGCCAUUGCGCGCCAUGAGCACUACCUCGCGCACGUCAUGGGCAUCAAGGAGGGCAUGCGGGUGCUGGAUGUUGGCUGUGGUGUCGGCGGGCCUGCGCGCGAGAUUGUCAAGUUCACCGGCUGCAAUACCAUUGGCCUCAACAACAACGACUAUCAGAUUGAGCGGGCGACGCGGUAUGCCGAGAAGGAGGGUUUGGCGCACAAGUUGAGCUUCACCAAGGGAGACUUUAUGCAAAUGAAAUUCCCCGAAUCCUCCUUCGACGCCGUCUACGCCAUCGAAGCCACCGUGCACGCCCCCUCCCUCGAGGGGAUCUACAGCCAAAUCUUCCGCGUCCUCAAGCCAGGCGGCGUCUUCGGCGUCUACGAAUGGCUCAUGACCGACGCCUACGACAACUCCAACCCGCAGCACCGCGAGAUCCGGCUGGGCAUCGAGCAAGGCGACGGCAUCUCCAACAUGGAGAAGAUCGACGUGGCCCUCAAGGCCAUGCAGGCCGCGGGCUUCGAGCUCGAGAUCAACGAGGACUUGGCCGAUCGCCCGGAUCCGUUCCCCUGGUACUGGCCGCUCGCGGGCGAUUUCAAGUAUAUGCAGAGCAUUUGGGAUACGCCUUCGAUUCUGCGCAUGACCAAGUUUGGGAGGGGCGCGGUGCAUAGGUUUGUGGGUGCGCUGGAGAUGGUUGGGUUGGCGCCCAAGGGCACGCAGAAGACGGCGGAUAGUCUGGCGUUGAGCGCGGAUUGUCUUGUUGCGGGUGGGAAGGAGAAGCUGUUUACGCCUAUGUACUUGAUGGUGGGAAGGAAGCCGAUGGCUUGA